Molecule: messenger RNA, 2262 nt
Organism: Prorocentrum cordatum
Lineage: Eukaryota; Dinophyceae; Prorocentrales; Prorocentraceae
Source: the annotation of a GenBank genome assembly
GCCCCGAGAGGGCUCCAAGGCGGCCCAGGAGCAGCCCGGUCGCAUCCAGAGCGCUCCAAAGAUGAGGGUGCGGCGCGUUGCUUGCGCCACUAAAGGUCCCCCAAGGAGCCCCCGAGAGGGUCCCACGGCGAGCGACACUGGUGGGGGCGCGAGAGGCAGAUAACUUUCUUUGAUGGUUGGCUGCGGCAGCAUCCAGGAUGCGCCUGCCGUCCGAGGUGCACCGUACACAGUGCAUCUCGCACAAGGCACCGUAGAGGUCGUCCGGGAGGGGGCAGUGCAGGUAGGCCCUCCUGCCCGUGAGCGGCAUGUCCAGCUCGAGCAGGUGCGCGUGCAGGAAGAUGCGCGGGCAGAAGUGGUCUAUGCGGCAGCUGCAGCCCUCCAGGUACUUCCUGUCGCCGGCGAGGCCACGGAUGGGGAGGUCCAGGUCCGCCGCCAGCUGCUUCACGUGCACGCGGAUCUGGUGCGUGCGGCCCGUGAGGAUGCGGACGCGGAGCAGGGUGAAGUCGAGACCACUGCUCUGGUAGUGCGCGACCUCCUUGUAGUGGGUCUCCGCAUCCGUCCCGCGCGCCUCGUCGAUGACGACGCCGUGGAUGCCGCCGUUCACUGACAGGAUCUUGUACCGCAGGACGCCCUCCCUGCUGUGCGCCGGCAGGCGCCCGUGCAUCAGGACGAUGAUGUACUCCUUGUACCACUUUUUGGCUCUGAUCUGCCUGACGAGCGCAUAGUGAGAGUCCCCGCCGGUGGCUAUGACGACUGGGCCGCUGGUGUCCACGUCCAGGCGGUGCACGACGCCGUGCCUGCCCUCGCCCCCCUUGAGCAGGAAGGGAUACUUGGAGCCGAGCGUCUUGACCAGAAAGUACUGCAUCUCCCACCAACUCCUGAUUGACAUUGUUUCUGUUGGAGGUCGUCAUGGUGUACCCAGGCGGCUUGUAGCAGAUGAGCACGUCCUCCCCCUUCUCGUAGGCGUGGGGCUGGUCCUCUGGCUGCACGAGCGCAUACUUCCUGGGAAUGUUCUUGAGGGUUUUCAGCUUGAUCUCACGCGCAGGCGGGACCUGCCUCUUGCGACACGCGUGGCUGACUAGCAUGGCACGCUUGCGGCUGGCGUGGCUGACUGGCACGUUGCUUUUGCGCUCAGCAUGGCUGACCGGCAUACUGCGCUUGCGGCUUGCGUGGCUGACAGGCAUGCUGCGCUUGCUGCCUGCGUGGCCGACCGGCAUGCUGCGAUGUCGAUCGGCAUGGCUGACCAGCUUGCUGCGUUUGCGGUCGGCAUGGCUGAGAGGCGGGCAGCGCUGAGGACGAUCCAUCGAGGUACUCUGCCUUCCCCACAACUCCCGCGAAUGUCGGCGAUGCGGACGCGGCGUGCGAUCUGGACCACUGUCAUCAAUGUACGUGCCUUGCAGACUGCCGCGUCUGCUGGCCCUGGCUCUGGAACGUUCCGAGAGAGUGCUCCUUGCCGCUGCCAGGGCAGACUCCUCGUCGACGUCAGGCUCCUCCUCGAAAUCGCUCUCGCCGUCGCCAGACGCGCGCCUGCCCCUGUCGAACUCGCCGUCGCUCGUCGCGCCCCCGUUGGACUCCGGCUCGCAGCCGGACUCCUCCCCCGGAGACUCCUCCUCGAAGUCGGAGCCCUCCUCGAUGCCCGACUCGUCCCCGUCCCUGGCGGGCGGGGGCAGCUCGGGUUUGCCGAGGCUGUCGUACAGCUGCAUGAUCUUCUCGGCCAGCGCGUCCUCGUCCAGCUCGUCCUCGUCCAGCUCGCCCUCCGACUCCAUGGGCGCGCCGGCGCUCCUCGGAGGGCUUCUUGACCGAGACGGGCUCGACGGGUCCAGCGCCGUGGGGCCGCCGCCCAGGUCCACGCGGAACGCCCGCCGCCACCCUCGCACCGCGGCGGCUCCGCGCUGGCACUCGGGCGCCCCGCCGCUGCCCUGGCCGCAGCGCGCCGGUGCGGGCGCACCCUGCUCGGGGCGAGGUGCGGGGCCGCCACGCCAUCGCCGCCAUGGCGCAGCGCCCGCGCGCAGCGGGGGAGGGGGCCUGCGGGGGCAGGAGGGAAGGAGCACAGGGGCAGGGCGAGGAGGAGGACAGGAGGCGGUUGAGGGCGCCCCUUGGCGAGCGUGCGGCCACUGCCCGCUCGUUCACGGCGCCCCCCGCGGCCGCCAGCCCAGGCGCGCGAGGCGGGCCGCGGCGAGCCUCGGCCGAGGGGCGCCGCCUCGAGCCUCCGAGGGCUGCGGAGGGGGGCAUCCAUCCUCACCAUCACCAGCCGCAUCACAG